AGGAUGCUUACUGGGAAAAACCAUCUAAAAGAUAAGAUGAGACAGAAGCCAAACAUCCACACUGCUGGUCUGACACCUCAGCAAUGACAUAGAGGCCGAGCUCAGUCCGGUUUCCCACAGUGAGAAGUUGUUCAAACUUUGACGUUACUCUCUAAAUUUAACAGCUCUUGAUAGUUUUUUUUUUUUAUUGUUUGCGGAGCAGCACUCACCAUGAAGUACAGGGCGGUGGUGAUGUACAUGGAGAUCGGCUGCUUCGUGUCCUGCCUGUGCGGCUGGAUCCUGGUGUGUUCCACUCUUCCCACAGAGUACUGGACUUUCUCCGAGGCGGCCAGCGUCGUGCUGACCACCUCCAACUACUACUCCAACCUGUGGAGGGACUGCAUCUCUGACACCACGGGGGUGUCCGACUGCAAGGAUUACCCUUCCAUGCUGGCCCUGCCUGUGUUCCUACACGCCUGCAGGGCGCUCGCUAUCUGUGCCGUCAUCACUGGUUUCUUCGGAGGCGUCCUUACACUUGUAGGGAUGAAGUGCACUAAAAUAGGAGGGUCAGAGAUUGCCAACUCAAGGGUGACCUUUGCAGGCGGUAUAACCUACCUGGUUUCAGGAUUCUGUGGUAUGAUCACCUACUCAUGGUGGGCCAACAAAGUCAUAUCAGAAUUCGUGGAUCCAAAUUUCAGGGCACAGAAAUUUGAACUUGGAGCGGCAGUUUUCAUUGGCUGGGGAGGCUCCAUCCUUCUCCUCGCUGGAGGGACGGUGCUGACUUACUUCUCUGGAAAAGAAGGUCUACCAUCAAGUUCUUCAAACGUGCCACGGAAAGCAGCCACUUACGCCACCGCCCGGACCCGACGGACCUACAUGCUGCCGGCCACGUCGUCCAGGGUGACUCUGGCGCCACCGUUGUUCUAUGAAGGCAGGACGAGCCGAACAACCGGAGCGACAAGGAAGACCGGUCAAACCUUCAGCAGGGACAGCUUUGUAUGAGCUGUGAAAGGGACUUCAAGGACUUUAAAGGAAUAGUUUGACAUUGGGAAAAACACUAAUCUGUUUUCUUGCUGAGAAUGAGAUGAGAAGAUCAAUACCACUCUCGUGUCUGCAUGUUCAAUGUGGAGCUGGAGAGAGCGGUCAGAGGGAAACAAAAUCAGAUCAUUUACACUUCUAAAGUUCACUGAUUUAUAUGUUACAUCUUGUUUGUUUGAUCAGUACAAAAAAAACAAAGUGUAAAAAUACACGUGGGACU
Molecule: messenger RNA, 1237 nt
Organism: Morone saxatilis (striped sea-bass)
Lineage: Eukaryota; Metazoa; Chordata; Actinopteri; Moronidae
Product: claudin-10
Exons: 5
Coding region: 211-981 (256 amino acids)
Biological process (GO): bicellular tight junction assembly; cell adhesion
Cellular component (GO): plasma membrane; bicellular tight junction
Molecular function (GO): structural molecule activity
Source: RefSeq, a predicted model, not a curated record